ACGAAUGGAGUCCAGUACAGGAGGAGGAGGAGGAGGAGGAGGAGGAGGAGGAAGAGGAAGGUGGAGGCUCCGUCAUGUUGUCCCGGUCGUCCUGCUGUGGAUGAGUCUACACAGACACGUGCUUGGCUGCAGCUCCACCCUCUGUAACCUGAUGCUGAUGGAGGCUCAGGGGGAGUUCACGUCGCCCUGCUACCCCCAGAAAUACCCCAACUCUCAGGCCUGCAGGUGGACCAUGCAGGCCCCGACCGGUUUCAUCAUCCAGCUCUCCUUCCUUGACUUUGACUUGGAAGAGGCGCCAGGCUGCAUCUACGACCGCGUGGUGGUGAACACGGGAAACACGGACGUAAGGUUCUGCGGUCCGACCGCCAACGGGCUGACGCUAAACUCGACGGGGAAUCUGAUGGAGCUGUCGUUUACCUCCGACUUCAGCGUGCAGAAGAGAGGGUUCAGUGUUAGCUACAGACACGUUGCUGUCGCUCUGAGGAACCAGAAAGUCACCAUAUCUGGAGGCAAUGGCCAAGUCACCGAGGUCUCCACCUCUGUGUCCAUCCCGCCGCUCACUCACCUGACGCUCUGCUUUGAGCUGGAGCGCAGCCGCCACAAACAGAAAGAGUGGAUCUUCACCUACUCGGACAGCAGCAGCGGCGUGGCUCUGAGUUUGGGCUCCGAUCAGUCCGGUAUGAAGAUGAUUGUUGACGGAGUGACGUGUCCCAUUGACUCCAUCAUCUCCUCCUCUGACUUCACCUCUACCAUGAAGCCUUUCUGUUUCCUGUGGACUUCAUCAAACGGCCGGGUGGCGGUUUAUUUCAACAGGAACUACUGGGCCAAGACCUGCUCCUCCUCCACGGGACACUCUGUCCCUGCUGGAGGACGCUUCCGCUUAGGAGGGCAGCACAGCUUCAGCGGGAACAUCUACAACUUGCGGCUGUGGGAUUAUGCCAUGACGGUGCAGCAGCUCAACGCACUGAACUGCGACGCAGUGGGGAACGUCAUCGACUGGGACAACAGCCACUGGAGCAUCCCAUCCACCAUGGCGCACACCGACACCACGCUCAGCUGCAUCUGCUUCCCUCAUUGCAUUCACUUAACUCCUGCUGCGCCAACUAGUGGUGUCUCCCCGCCCAGCAGCACCCCACUCACCACCAGCUGUGACUCCCCCGGACUGGGCUGCCCAGCCCAGCAGACAAUGAGCAGCACGGCAACUGCUGCCACUAACCACACAGCUACUAAUCCCCCGACGCAUGCUGUUUCACCUCCUCAAACAGUUACAGGAACAGCGACUCCUCCUCUGCAGAUAGUUACUACUAACCAACCAGCCACUAACAUAGCCGUCACUGCUGCCUCCUCUCAGGAGAUUUUGUUCUACCGCCUGUCGUUCGUGGUGGAGGACGAGGGCGCCGAUGUGAUUGAGGCUGAUGUGGAGCGAGCCGUGGCUCUCUGGCUUAAUCAAACAUUUCAGAACUGGACCCAUGCAGUCUACGUGGACUCCAUCAGGGUGCAGCCGGCUGUGCGGAGCGGCGGCUCCUCCAGUUUUUCGUGUCAGGCGCUGCUGGUUUAUUAUUAUGUCUCCAAUGAGAGUCUGGGUGAAGCCGCUGUGUCCGCCAGACUGUCCAGCAGCGAGGGACUGAUGAGGAGCGGCCUGCAGCUCCGCGCCGCCGCCACGCACAUCACGUUAAUCGAAAACUGUCCAGAGGACAAUCCACUCCACUACCGCUGGCCCGAGAGCCGACCCACCAUCACUCAGGUCCUGCCCUGUUUCCCCAACAAGGACCAGAGCACCUCCAGGACCUGUUUGAUCAGUCCACAGAACUUCUCCUCCUAUUGGUCAGCCGCAGACGUCACCAAUUGCACCGACAUCGACGCCAUUGAGGUGUCAGCAGAGAAUGCAGCAGAGGUGGCGGUGCAGCUUGCCGCCAUCACCAACAACGAGCUAUCCAACGAGGAGGUGUCUAAAGUCGUGACAAAGGUGAAGCAGCUGGUCAACGUGGCGAAGAUCAACAGAACGCUGGCCUUCACCGUCGUCACCAUCAUCUCCAACGUCAUGACCAGCUCUGAGACGGCGCUCGCCGCCAACUCCGAGAAGGCUCUGAAGACCGUCGACAAGCUGGUUCAGAAAAUCGAGUUCGACAGUGCGUCCAUCAGCAUCACCUCCAGACACCUGGCGCUGGGCAUCUCCGCCCUCAACACCACCAUGUUCAACGGGACCUCCUUCAGCGCCUUCAUCGCUCCAAACUCCACCGACCCACAGGUGGAUUUUGAGUCGGAGAGGAUUAACCCUUUAGCUCAGGUGACUCUUCCUGCGUCUCUGCUGUCCAGUGUCUCUCUGAGUGACGCCGACAGAUCGUCUCUGUCCAGGAUCAACUUCCUGUUCUUCAGCAGCACAAACCUCUUCCAGAAAGAGCAGGACGGUCGCUCUCUGAACAGCUACGUGGUGGCCAGCAGUGUGGGCAACUUCUCCAUCAGCGACCUGCCGGAGCCGGUGGAGAUCCACAUUGCUCACCUGUCUGAGCAGCCCAACCUGAAUCCAGUCUGCAUGUUCUGGGACUUCAGCAUGAACAGUGGAGCUGGAGGCUGGAACAGUGACGGCUGCAGAGCGUCCCGAGAAUCCAGCAGCAACAAAACCGUCUGUCUGUGUGACCACCUGACGCACUUUGGCAUCCUCAUGGACAUCUCUGGAGCCUCACCGCACAUCGACCCCCAGAACAACAAGGUCUUGACCUUCAUCACCUACAUCGGCUGCGGCAUCUCCGCCAUCUUCUCUGCCGCCACGCUGCUCACCUACAUCGCCUUCGAAAAACUGCGGCGCGACUACCCCUCCAAGAUCCUGAUGAACCUCAGCACGUCGCUGCUGCUCCUCAACAUGGUCUUCCUGCUGGACGGCUGGUUGGCCAGUCUGGAGACGGACUGGCUGUGCCUGUCGGUGGCCGUCUUCCUGCACUACUUCCUGCUGACCUCCUUCACCUGGAUGGGGCUGGAGUCCAUCCACAUGUACAUCGCUCUGGUCAAAGUCUUCAACACCUACAUCCGCAGAUACAUCCUCAAGUUCUGCGUGGUGGGCUGGGGUCUCCCUGCAGUGCUGGUGGGCAUCGUAGUCGCGGUGGAUAAAAGCUCAUACGGCCUGCAGGAGUACGGCAAAGCUGAGUCAGGAGACGGAUCCUCCGAGUUCUGCUGGAUCCAGAACUCGGUGGUCUUCUACGUCACCUGCGUGGGUUACUUCUGUCUGGUAUUUCUGCUCAAUGUGGCCAUGUUCAUCGUGGUGAUGCUGCAGAUCUGCGGCCGCAAUGGCAAGCGCAGCAACCGCACGCUGCGAGAAGAGGUGCUCAGGAACCUGCGUAGCGUCAUCAGUCUCACCUUCCUUUUGGGGAUGACAUGGGGCUUCGCUCUGUUCGCCUGGGGGCCCGUUAACCUCGCCUUCAUGUACCUGUUCGCCAUCUUCAACUCCCUGCAAGGUCUCUUCAUUUUUGUCUUCCACUGUGCCCUGAAAGAAAACGUCCAGAAACAGUGGAGAAGACACAUCUGCUGUGGACGCUUCAGGCUGUCUGACAACUCAGACUGGAGUAAGACGGCCACCAACAACACUAAGAAGGUGAGCUCAGACAACCUGGGAAAGUCUUUGUCCUCCAGCUCCUUCGGCUCCAGCAGCGCCGCCAACUGGACCUCCAAAGCCAAAGCAACACUCAACCCCUUCACCAAGAGACACAGCACCACAGAUAAAUGUUACUCCAGCCAGACCAGCCCAAAGUGCGUGUCCUCAUGCUCCUCCUCCUCAGAGGCGGAGCCCAACUCUUCCUCCUCCAUCCUCCCCGUCAGCCAGAUGAUCGACAAGGUCAAAGGUUACUGCUCCACGCGCUCCGACAACUUCUACAAGAACAUCAUCCUGUCUGACAGCUUCUCCCAUAGCACCAGGUUUUAGAGCUGUCCUCAGUGGAACUUCCCCGCCUGUAUUGGAUCACAACUUCACCAUCCUAGCGGCUACAGGGACAGAGGAGGUUUCUGUUUAAGGGUCCAGUAUGAAGUGCAACACUGAAGCCGACUCGCUUUUCUGGGACUAUCCGUGAUGUUAUUUAAGGCUUUGCUUUGGUUCUGGAACUGCCCACAAAACUUUGGAACAUUUUGUGUUCCUGAACUACUCCUAACAGCCCGGAGCUUUCUGAUGGCCUCAACAGUCCAGAUUCCUUUGUGCUCUGGAAACUCUUCAGUCUUUCUGGAUCUCUUCUCCAGCCUCAGCCAGAAAGGAUGGACAUAAAGACUCUAAAGACUCUUAAAGAGAAUCGUAGAACCCUUCAGCAUUCUGACACACCCUGAACCAACAUGCUCGAACUCUCUGACAGCCUCGACAGUUCAGAGUCUUUCUGUUCUGGAACCUCUUCAGUCUUUCUGGAUCUCUUCUCCGGCCUCAGCCAGACAGGAUGGAUUUUGGAGUUCUGAAGUAUGUUAUUGAGGACGUGUAGAACCCUGCGGGCUUCUGAAACAGCCUGAACAACACUGUAGAACCUUUCUGGCUUUUCAUUGCAGCAAAACACGUUCUUGAACAUCCAGUUUUCUCUCUCCUGCCUCUCACUUCUGCAUCCUUCCAACCAUCCUUCCCGGCCCCUGGAGCUGUGAAUCGCAUUUCCUGUUCCCCAUAACUGUAAUUGUGUGUCUUCAUGUUCCUUUUUUCCCAGAAAGGAGCCCCAGUUUAACAGUCAUUUUAAUUUAGACUGAUAAGCAUACAUACAUUUGUCUCCAUAUCUCAAUACAUCCUCAUCCCAAUUCGUCACAUGUUGCCUCUUUGUCAGUGGACUUCAGCAUCUAUAUAUUACACUCUAGGUGCAC
Molecule: messenger RNA, 4815 nt
Organism: Plectropomus leopardus (leopard coralgrouper)
Lineage: Eukaryota; Metazoa; Chordata; Actinopteri; Perciformes; Serranidae
Source: RefSeq, a predicted model, not a curated record